ACUUGGCCUGCGCCCGCCCGGGUCCGCGUGCUGGUGGCUGGCCCGCGGGAGGAGCGAAGCGGGGCUCGGCGGGCUGAAACCCGAAACCUCCAGUCCCGGAGCGCGGCGGGGAGGAAGGAAGCGGCGGCGGCGGUGGCCGAGGCGGGGAGGCGGCUGGGCCGGGGCCUGAGCUGCCGCGGCGGCCGCUCCUCGGUGAGCACCCGGCGUGGGGCGCGGGCGCGGGCCCGGGCGGAGAGGGCGGUCGGGAUGGAGCCAGGCGAAACUCAUUGUGCGAGGCUCAGGGCUCAGGGCGCGGGCCGGGAAGGGUCCCCGCCCCCACGGCGCUCCCUUUCUCCCCGCGCCCCUCUCGGAGGUCAGGGCUGUCCUCCGCCCGCACUGCGCCUUGCUUUGGAGAGCUGGAGCUCUUUGUGGGAAGAUGUUGGGGGCGCGCCCCUCCCCUGCGGCCUGGGGCUUCUGAGAGGCCCACCCCAUUCUGCUGGGUGCAGCCCGUCCCGUUUCUCCGGCGCCGCCCGAAGCCCCUAAACAGUCCGCUGGAUGGGAGGGCGUAGGUGCGUGCCCGGGACUCUGCCGAUGCGGGCCGCGCCCCCUGGGGCCAAGAGACUCCACGUCCGGCUCAGGGCAAAGGGUGUGGGGAGAAGCGGUCACGCCCCUCGGCUGGAAUCCGUGAGGACCAGUCGUCCAGCAUGCUCUGCCCACCCCACGCCGAGGUGCACUGACCAUGAGCCUCAACUCCUCCCUCGGCUGCAGGAAGGAGCUGAGUAAUCUCACUGAGGAGGAGGGUGGCGAAGGGGGCGUCAUCAUCACCCAGUUCAUCGCCAUCAUUGUCAUCACCAUUUUUGUCUGCCUGGGAAACCUGGUCAUCGUGGUCACCUUGUACAAGAAGUCCUACCUCCUCACCCUCAGCAACAAGUUCGUCUUCAGCCUGACCCUGUCCAACUUCCUGCUGUCCGUGUUGGUGCUGCCUUUUGUGGUGACGAGCUCCAUCCGCAGGGAAUGGAUCUUUGGUGUAGUGUGGUGCAACUUCUCUGCCCUCCUCUACCUGCUGAUCAGCUCGGCCAGCAUGCUAACCCUUGGGGUCAUUGCCAUCGACCGCUACUAUGCUGUCCUGUACCCCAUGGUGUACCCCAUGAAGAUCACAGGGAACCGGGCUGUGAUGGCACUUGUCUACAUCUGGCUUCACUCGCUCAUCGGCUGCCUGCCACCCCUGUUUGGUUGGUCAUCCGUGGAGUUUGACGAGUUCAAAUGGAUGUGUGUGGCUGCUUGGCACCGGGAGCCUGGCUACACGGCCUUCUGGCAGAUCUGGUGUGCCCUCUUCCCCUUUCUGGUCAUGCUGGUGUGCUAUGGCUUCAUCUUCCGCGUGGCCAGGGUCAAGGCACGCAAGGUGCACUGUGGCACAGUCGUUAUCGUGGAGGAGGAUGCUCAGAGGACCGGGAGGAAGAACUCCAGCACCUCCACCUCCUCUUCAGGCAGCAGGAGGAAUGCCUUUCAGGGUGUGGUCUACUCGGCCAACCAGUGCAAAGCCCUCAUCACCAUCCUGGUGGUCCUCGGUGCCUUCAUGGUCACCUGGGGCCCCUACAUGGUUGUCAUCGCCUCUGAGGCCCUCUGGGGGAAAAGCUCCGUCUCCCCGAGCCUGGAGACUUGGGCCACAUGGCUGUCCUUUGCCAGCGCUGUCUGCCACCCCCUGAUCUAUGGACUCUGGAACAAGACAGUUCGCAAAGAACUACUGGGCAUGUGCUUUGGGGACCGGUAUUAUCGGGAACCAUUUGUGCAACGACAGAGGACUUCCAGGCUCUUCAGCAUUUCCAACAGGAUCACAGACCUGGGCCUGUCCCCACACCUCACUGCGCUCAUGGCAGGCGGACAGCCCCUGGGGCACAGCAGCAGCACGGGGGACACUGGCUUCAGCUGCUCCCAGGACUCAGGGACAGAUACGAUGCUGCUUGAGGACUACACGUCUGAUGACAACCCUCCCUCUCACUGCACUUGCCCACCCAAGAGAAGGAGCUCGGUGACAUUUGAGGAUGAAGUGGAACAAAUCAAAGAAGCUGCCAAGAACUCGAUUCUUCAUGUGAAAGCUGAAGUACACAAGUCCUUGGACAGUUACGCAGCAAGCUUGGCCAAAGCCAUUGAGGCCGAAGCCAAAAUCAACUUAUUUGGGGAGGAGGCUUUGCCAGGGGUCUUGGUUACAGCACGGACUGUCCCGGGGGGCGGCUUUGGGGGCCGCCGAGGCAGCAGAACUCUUGUGAGCCAGAGGCUGCAGUUGCAGAGCAUCGAAGAAGGAGAUGUUUUAGCUGCCGAGCAGAGAUGAGGGCCUCAGGGUGCCGUGGGGCUGCAGCCUGAGAGGCUGGCCCGGGGAGGAGUUCCCAUCACUGCCUGUGCCGCGGCCUUGGGAGCAUGUCACUGUGUACAGCUGGCCACACACAGGGAAGAAGCAGCAUCUGGUAUGCAGCCACCAGGACAAGGACUGAAAAUAAUGUCUACAGUCCACAGCUUCAGCGUUUCCAGAGACCACAUGUGAGCUUCUUUUAGGUCCCAGUGAUGGGACCAGAAGCAUCUAAAGCAAAACAAAAAACAAAAAACAAAAAACAUCUAGAGAUGCGGCUGUGGCUUUUUGGGAGGUGGGGCAUGGGAGGACCAGAGACGAAGGGCUUGGAAGGAGACCCCCACAUGCAUCAUUUCCUCUUCUUCACAGUGUGCUGGGAGUCCAGCCGUGCACUGUGCCAGACGCCUCAGGAGGAGAACCCUCCCCAGUGUACUGUGGAGGAUGACACAGCACUUCUUCCUAAUGACACGCGACCGUCCUGGUGCCUCUACAUGGUUGAUGCAGGCAGUGUGGGACCCUCAGUUCUAGGACUGGUCCGCAGAGAAAGCACCCAGGAGCAGAGCGCUUCGGAGCGGUCCUCAGUGGCGCCACCUGCUGGUGCUAAUAGGGACAGCCACAGGCCUCUUGAAGACUGGCCCACCCUGCCUACUUCCCUACUGACAAGUUCUUUGGUAUUUCAAAAGGGAGAAACCACUAUAAAAGACAAGAGGAAGGGCAGGUACUAGGUGUUUCAUUUCCAGAAUUUAAAAAAAAAUCCAUUUAAGACGUACCACUAUUUUACCGGACUGAAUGGGACUGUAGUGCCAAGCACAGCCAGGAAAUAGAGAAACUGUUAUUAUGGAAGAGAAUUUGUUCACAUGGGAAAGCCUCAUUAAAUAGAUUCUAUGUGUGAUGUUUGAGUGACCAAUGAAAAUAGCUGGCCUCAGUUCUGCAUGGCACACUCCCAAGAGCAACAGUUACUAUUAUCACAAGCCUGGCAUAAAAUAAGAUAGAAGCAGCCCUGGACCCACAGCCUGCAACCUGGGUUAUUGGCCCAGCUCUGUCUUUGUGUGCACAUGUCAUUUGGGACAUCUUGUCACCUUUCUAGGUCCUCUGUAAAGUGGGAAAACGGAGUGGAGUUGGAUUGAAUGGUCUCCAAGAUCAUUUCCAGCUCUGACCUUUGGUGUUCUCAGGAUUUGUAAAGCAGAGAUAGGUAAAACACAAAAGCAGACCCACGGACCGACCUUUGUAUAACUUUGGAGUGUGGUUGCUCAUGCACAUGUGAAGUGCAGGCAGAUCAAGGUUCUGUGGCCUUGUCUGCCCUGUCCAUUAGAGCACAAUCUGGAUAGAAUGCCAGCCACCAAGAUGCAUGAGGGGCAGGGUCACCAUCUCAGAAGGGGAAGCACAGGAAUGUGAUUGGGAUGGUUAAACCUCUCUUUUCCUCCCUUUGUGCUGGAACAGCAGUUGAAGUUUGGUCCUGGAGUAAUUGCUGUGAUGACUUGGGAAGCCACUGAUCUCCUCUUGUGUCUGCCCUUGGCCUGCAUCAUGACUAAAUAAGUUCAGGACUUCUCUGCUUUGGUUGGCAGAAGGUAGAUUCCAAGGAGAUCCUGCUGGUUGCUAAGAGGCAGCUGUUCUAGAAAGUGAAUUACCCUUGUGGUUUUUUCUUUGGGGCCCAGCUAGCUCCUGGUGAGGUUGUGUUUUUGUGUUGUGUGGCAGAAACCAAUGGUUAGCUGGUCCCCUGGUCUGCAGUUUGUAAAAGACCUUUCAUGAGGCCUGGAGUCUUGCUACCUGUGGUGAUUGAACUCAACUAUUCUGGGUCACCUGGAUGCCAGCCACUGGCCUAGCUUCUGGAUGGGAGUGGGAAGGAGCAGAGGGCAGGUUCACCUGUGCAGGUCAGACACUCCGCUUCCAUCACUGGAUGGCAUUCCUACGUCUGCGUGUGGUUCACGUUUUCUAUAUAUAUUCCCUGUAUAUAUUUUUUCUAGCACUUGUCUACUUUCUGAAGGGACCAUAUUCCUGAUCAACUAGUGUGCACAGAGGUGGAACAGGGCAGAGAGACCUUUAUCUCUAGGAUGGGUUGCUGGUUAGGUGUAGGCGUUCUUGAGUGCAGCAGCUUGGCUUUGAAACGCAAGGGUUGAAGAAUGUUCCCCUGACUGUACUAGACUGGGCUCUAGGGAAAGAAUCCUGAGACAGCCCCCCACUCCCCCACUGACCCCACACUAGCUGGGAUAUUAUAGAAUUUAAUCUAAAUAAAUCUAGAAAUACUGCAUUUCACAAAAUGAUUCACUGUUUCCCUUUUUUUACUGAGGUCCAAUUCAUUUAGUCGUCUACCAGACACUGCACAUCCAGUGUAUGCGAAGCACCAGGCUAGGCUCUGUAGGCAAUACCACUAAAGUAUGCACUCUGAUUUAGGGAGCAGGACCUGUGGAUACCGAUUCUAAUAACUAGCGAAGUCAAGUCGUGGUUAUAGAAAGAAGAGUGGCUUCAGAGGGAGGUGGGUAUUUCCAACUACGGAGUUAGGGAUGGCUCCAUGAGAUAAGUGACAGUUUGAGCUAAGUCUUGAAGGAUGCUUGGCAGCUAGAACCAUAUUUUUCAUAUUCAGGAAUUCAAAUUUGCCUUUAUUCAGCUAGAGAGAAAGAGAGAAGGGGGGGUGGGGGAGAAGGAAAAGAGAAUUUUCACACAUUCUGAAGUUCCUGAGAGCAUUUUUGAGGAUAUCUGCCGUUAGUGCAGAAGGUCAAAACCCCAAGUGCCCCCACUAAACCCAGGCUCUUUAGCUGUAAACUGCCAUGCAGUGGCAGGCCUGCAGCCUUCCUGAUGGGACCACAUGGACAGUGGCACAUGGGACAUUUGGCUACUCGUUAGCUUAAACAACUCAGUCCUGUGUCUUCUGGUUUUGACAAGACCACAUUUAGGACUGCUGCCCACCUCUGCCUCUUUCAUUGAGAUUUCCGCCUUAUUGGGUCCCUGUGCUAUGCCACAGAUACCAGGUUUGGGGUUGUUUUGACCCAGAAGGCACUGGGAGUCCCACAUUACAGAGCACACGCACAGCUCAACACAGCCAUUUCCCUGGCCAGAGGCACCAAGACUGAAGUUCAGGCCCUUAGACACUAGGUGGCAGCGGUGUGGCUGUGCAGAGCCAAGGAUGAACCUGAGAGCUUGUUUGCCUCUGGCUGAGCAUUGUUUUGAAUUCCUUUGCCCUUAUCGUGUAGUCCACGGCCUUGGUGACCAAGGACCACCUGGCUAGCCUGCUUACAUGCAUGACCCCAUCCAGGUUCACAGGUAUUGCCACUGAGUGAUCUUAGGUAGAUCACUGCUCCUGGAGAAGCAGAGUUGAGGAGUGUAAGACAAGGGCCAUCUAGUGCCAAUGUUCCUUGAUUCUUAUUUUAGGAGCUACUAUGUGGUCUUUCUGUAAACAAGUGAACAACCAAUGAGACUAAGUAUUUGCAAUAGAUAGGCUAAGGAAUUUGGGUUGAGACAGGAGAGGGAGGAAAAAUGCUUUGAUACAAUGACAGAUUGUUAGUCUCUUCAGAUUUCCCUGAAUAUUUUCCAUCCCGACAAUAUGCCUCUUAGAUACUUGCAGAUUAGACAUGUCUCUGGAUGGACCACAAGAUACAUUCACAACAUGUGUUCAGCCUUGAGCCCUGGCUGUGUCCUGUCUGGAAGGAACUGAGGAUGAUGUGGCUAUAAAGAGGCGGCAGUGAGCUGGCAUGUGACUGCCUUCUGUGGGCCUGACCUGUUUGACAUUUGAGGGUCUAUGAUGUGCUAGGUGCUAUGUUAGUUACUUCCAAAUGCUUUAUCUCAUUUUACCCCAGUGCAAAUGUGAUAUAGUGAGGAUGGUGAAGACGUGGGUACAGUUAAGUCAUGAGUUCAGAUCCCGUGCUUCCAAUUACAUGGGUGUUUUCAAACAAGUCACUACUUAUGAGUUUCCUCAUCUGUGAAGGGAAGUUUAGUCAUCUGUUUCUAUGUGGAGACACACAGGAUUGAGGGAGUCCUCCGUCACAGGGUGAUUGUCUGGAUUCUAUGAGGAAAUACUUGGAAAGCAUGCAGCACAAUGCCUGGGGUGCAGCUGAAGCUGAGCCACUGGUAUUUCUUCACAGUAUCUCUGUGGGGAGGGUGUAUUAUUCUUUUUUAUAGGGAUCUCUAUAAUGAAGUGAGAACCUUGAAAAUAUAAGUGUUAUCCUAGAUGGGAGGUGUUAAAGGUUUUUGCCUUGGGAAUUGUCAUAUUUGUUGCACAGCAAGUAAGGACUUUCAGAAAAGCAGGGACGUGGUGAGGAAGAGCAGGCAAUAGAGAGCAGGGAGGAAAGGCUAAGUAGCAUCUGGAACUUGAGAGGUCUAAGGGAGCCAAAAUGAGAUUUUCUAUUAAAAAUGUCUAUCCUCAGCCGGGCGUGGUGGCUCACGCCUGUAAUCCCAGCACUCUGGGGGGUCGAGAUGGGCAGAUCACCUGAGGUCAGGAGUUCGAGACCAGCCUGACCAAUAUGGAGAAACCCCGUCUCUACUAAAAAUACAAAAUUAGUUGCGCGUGGUGGUGGGCGCCUGUAAUCCCAGCUACUCAGGAGCCUGAGGCAGGAGAAUCACUUAAACCCAGGAGGCGGAGGUUGCAGUGAGCCGAGAUCACGCCAUUGCACUCCAGCCUGGGCAACAAGAGCGAAACUCCGCCUAAAAAAAGAAAAAAAAGAAAAAGUCUAUCCUCUAUGCUACUGGCCUGUUUGUACAAAGAUAAAAUCAUUCUAAUUUGUCCUGAAUGACUAUCAAAGAUGAUCAAAUCCCCAGGGCCUGGUGUAAAGUUCCAAAUCAUAGCACAAAUACAGCUUGACCUUCCUUACAGUCCAGAAAGGACAUUCUCCCUGAGAAAUGCCCUUGGUUGCUGAGGACAGCUCUGUCCUGUAGUGACAGAGUGACUGCCUGGCUGUGGCUCUUGGGUUCACAGAAUCCCUAAUCCUCCAAGCCCCUAAGAGGCAGGGCAGGGAUGCUACCCACAAUAUAUGCAGAACCCCAGAUGGAACCUGUGGGAGAGAGAGGAAAUUACCGUCUUCACUGUAGGCAAAGGAGAAUGGCUGUGAUUAGCCAUAUAUGCCUAUAAGAAGGAGCAGAGCCAUACUGUCCUUGUGGGUUGGGAGAGGGGACACAGAAUCCAGGGCAAUUGUCUGAGGUCUCAAAGUAAGUUAAGCCAGAGUCAAAGCCAAACUCCAAGUCUUGGCCAAGCGGAUGAGAAAAGCAAGGAGCCAGUCUUAUAGGUCAAGGAAGAUGAGGGAUAGUUAAGAGUCAUCAAUAUCAUAGAACAGGCCAGCAGGGCUUUAUUAGGUAUGUAGAACUAUUAUAAACCAAGGAUCUUGGGAGAUAUUAAUAUCUGCUGGCCAGACCUAAAAAAAAACUGAAGGCCCAUGGAAAGUGACUGGACUCACUGGAAAGUAUCUAACAAAUACUUUGGAUUCCAAAGUAUUUCCAAUACCUUGAAGAUUCCUUUGAAAACAUCAAAGCACAAACUCAAAUCUGCACAAGAUUACAAAAGCACAAUUUUGGUCAGUGUUAUUUUUAGAAUGCAAUACACAAAGCUGUGUUCAUUUCUCUCAGCAAGCAUUUUCCUGGGUAGUAGUAAUAGCUUAGGAAUCAAAUGCCACUUUUGUUUUUCCUUUUUUCACUAGUUUGAAAUACCACAAAUCACAGGUGAGUCAGUCCUCCCAGAGGAAAAGACAGUCCUAGGGAGAAUCACAGGCCUGGCAGACAAGACCACACUGAGAGCAGUAGAAGGAACCUGCAUGCUUAAGGGACAGAGGACUGUGUUGUGUUCUCAUAAUAGACCCCUGGAUGAAGAAGUGGUUAAAAACCAACCCUCGAAAAACAAAAAUCCCUGGCUAAUCCUGAAAUAUAUUUAACUUGAAGUCUUUGGAUGACUUUUUUAAGGUUAAAAAAAUGUUUAGGAUUAUUAUAAAUCAAUAUUUAUAAACAAGCAACAAUGUAUUUGGAAUUUUUGUUUACCUGAUUAAAUAUGUUUUUGGUAUGUGUA
Molecule: messenger RNA, 8306 nt
Organism: Pan troglodytes (chimpanzee)
Lineage: Eukaryota; Metazoa; Chordata; Mammalia; Primates; Hominidae
Gene: GPR161
Product: G protein-coupled receptor 161
Exons: 6
Coding region: 719-2308 (529 amino acids)
Biological process (GO): G protein-coupled receptor signaling pathway
Cellular component (GO): recycling endosome; plasma membrane
Molecular function (GO): G protein-coupled receptor activity
Source: RefSeq, a predicted model, not a curated record